Uloborus diversus is the source of this 3914-nucleotide messenger RNA. RefSeq names its product coatomer subunit alpha-like (gene alphaCOP). Gene Ontology annotation, molecular function: protein binding; structural molecule activity. Gene Ontology annotation, biological process: intracellular protein transport; endoplasmic reticulum to Golgi vesicle-mediated transport; intra-Golgi vesicle-mediated transport. Gene Ontology annotation, cellular component: COPI vesicle coat. Bases 47 to 3691 code for a protein of 1214 amino acids. Lineage: Eukaryota; Metazoa; Arthropoda; Arachnida; Araneae; Uloboridae. The record is from RefSeq and is a predicted model, not a curated record. The transcript has 16 exons.
UUUUCGAUGUUUGGUUUUAUGCGACGUGUCAGUGAGUAGAAAAGAUAUGUUGACAAAAUUUGAAACAAAAUCUGCUCGAGUUAAGGGGUUGAGUUUUCACCCCAAACGGCCAUGGAUUUUGGCCAGUCUUCAUAAUGGCAUAAUCCAACUUUGGGAUUAUCGCAUGUGUACCUUGUUAGACAAAUUUGAUGAGCAUGAUGGGCCGGUCAGAGGAAUAUGUUUCCACAGUCAACAACCGCUUUUCGUUUCUGGUGGUGAUGACUACAAAAUAAAAGUAUGGAACUACAAACUGCGUCGCUGUAUUUUUACCCUGAUGGGUCACUUGGACUAUAUCCGAACGACAUUUUUCCACCAUGAAUACCCCUGGAUCUUGAGUGCAUCAGAUGAUCAGACUAUUCGUGUUUGGAAUUGGCAAUCACGCACUUGUAUUUGUGUCCUCACUGGCCACAAUCAUUAUGUUAUGUGUGCUCAUUUUCAUCCCAGUGAGGAUCUUGUUGUUUCAGCUUCACUAGAUCAAACUGUUCGAGUGUGGGAUAUAUCUGGGCUCAGGAAGAAGAAUGUUGCUCCAGGUCCUGGAGGAUUGGAAGAGCAUUUAAAAAAUCCUACUCACACUGACCUAUUUGGAACUUCAGAUGCCGUUGUGAAACAUGUUUUGGAAGGUCAUGAUCGUGGUGUGAACUGGGCAGCCUUUCAUGCUACUAUGCCUUUAAUUGUGUCUGGCGCUGAUGAUCGCCAGGUGAAGCUAUGGAGAAUGAAUGAUUCUAAAGCAUGGGAAGUGGACACAUGCAGAGGUCACUAUAAUAAUGUAUCCUGUGUUCUUUUCCAUCCUAGGCAAGAACUGAUCCUGAGUAAUUCAGAAGACAAGAGCAUCCGUGUGUGGGACAUGGUAAAACGAUCUACUUUGUACACCUUUCGUCGUGAACAUGAUCGAUUUUGGAUCAUGACAUCCCAUCCAAGCCUGAAUUUGUUUGCAGCUGGACAUGACUGUGGAAUGCUUAUAUUCAAACUGGAGAGAGAAAGACCUUCUUUUGCUGUUCAUGGCAAUUACCUCUACUACAUCAAAGAUCGUUACUUGAGAAGGUUGGAUUUCAAUUUGUCGAAAGACGUCAGUUUGUUGCAGCUGAGAGGAGGAAAUCGCAGCCCAGUUUUCAGUUUAUCAUAUAACCAUGUUGAGAAUUCAGUGUUGGUGUGCACACGGACCAAUAAUGUAGAUAACAGCACUUAUGACCUGUAUAUGAUUCCCAAAGAGUUUGAUGCUCAAGCAAAUGAAGCUUCAGACUGUAAACGAUCAUCAGGCUUGACAGCAGUCUGGAUUGCCAGGAAUAGAUUUGCUGUCCUGGACCGUACCCAUGCACUUGUAAUCAAAAACAUGAAAAACGAAGUAACUAAGAAAGUGCAAGCUCCCAACUGUGAUGAGAUCUUUUAUGCGGGCACUGGAAUGUUGCUCUUAAGAGACUCUGAAGGCUUAAUUUUAUUUGAUGUUCAGCAAAGCAGGUUGCUAGCAAGUGUUAAAACUGCUCGUGUAAAGUAUGUGAUUUGGAGUGGAGAUAUGAACCAUGUUGCUUUCUUCAGCAAGCAUAAUAUCACCAUCUGCAAUAGGCGUUUGGAUGUCCUUUGCACCAUACAAGAGAACAGCAGAGUAAAGAGUGGUUCUUGGGACGAUAACCAAGUGUUUGUCUACACCACUUCAAACCAUAUCAAAUAUGCUCUGAUCAAUGGGGAUCAUGGCAUUAUUCGAACAUUGGAUGUACCAAUUUACAUCACACGUGUUAAGGAUUCAAAUGUUUAUUGCUUAGAUAGAGAAUGUCGUCCAAGAGUAUUAACUAUUGAUCCAACUGAGUACAGAUUCAAAUUGGCAUUAAUCAAUAGAAAAUAUGAGGAAGUGCUUCACAUGGUGCGAAAUGCAAAGCUAGUUGGCCAGUCCAUCAUUGCUUAUCUGCAGAAGAAGGGGUAUCCUGAAGUGGCCCUCCAUUUCGUCAAAGAUGAAAAAACACGAUUUGGACUUGCUCUUGAAUGUGGCAAUAUUGAAGUAGCUCUAGAUGCUGCACGAAUAUUAGAUGAUAAAACCUGUUGGGAUAAAUUGGGAGAAGCUGCUCUUUUGCAUGGAAAUCAUCAAGUUGUUGAAAUGGCUUAUCAGCGUACUAAAAACUUUGACAAACUGUCCUUCUUGUACCUGAUUACUGGUAACUUGGAGAAAUUGAGAAAAAUGAUGAAGAUUGCUGAAAUACGUAAAGAUACUAGUGGGCAGUUUCAAAAUGCUUUGUAUCUUGGUGACGUAGCUGAGCGUGUGAAAAUUUUGAAGUCUUGCAAUCAAACAUCUGUUGCAUAUUACUGUGCUGUCACUCAUGGUUUAGAAGAAGAAGCAGAAAGUUUAAAAGCUUCACUGGAGAGUUCUCAAGUAAACCUUCCACAGCCAGAUCCUAGUGCUGUUUUGUUGCACCCUCCAUGUCCAAUUAACAAAUCUGAAGAGAAUUGGCCACUACUCAGUGUUUCUAAAGGAUUUUUUGAUGGUGCAGCAAUGGGACAAAGAAAAACUGCAUUGGCUGCAGAGAUUGCUGAUGAUAACUUAGCUGAAGGUUGGGGUGAUGAUGCUGAAUUGGCUCUGGAUGAUGAAGUUAAUGUUGAUUCAAUAGUAGAAAGUGAUAGCAAAGAAGGAGGAUGGGACAUUGAAGAUGAAGACCUUGAGUUGCCUCCAGAACUCGAAGCUUCAGCAGCUGCUGGUGGAGCAGCUGGAGGGGAUGGAUAUUUUGUUGCUCCUACUCUUGGCCAGCCGCCCACUCAAGCAUGGGUGAACAAUUCCAGAUUGGUGGUUGAUCAUGUGCUGGCAGGUUCCUUCGAAACUGCUUUCCGCUUACUGCAUGACCAAAUUGGAGCAGUGGAAUUCGAACCAUUCAAACAGCUUUUUAUGAUUACUUUUGCAAGGAGUCGAUCAUCUUUCCAAGGUGUUCCUGUGCUACCUCCUCUCUCUGGGUACAUGCUUCGUAGCUUUGCAAAGAAUUCAUUGCCUGAAGUUGGACUUCAUUUGACAGCUCUUAUAGAACGGUUACAAUCUUGCUACCAGCUUACAACCUCUGGAAAAUUCCAAGAAGCCAUAGAAAGAUUUCGACAGCUUUUGCUUAGCAUACCUUUCAUCCUUGUUAAAACCAAACAGGAAAUUGCUGAAGCACAACAACUACUAAGUUUAUGUCGUGAAUAUGUCAAUGGCCUUUCUUUAGAGCUAGAACGCAAAAAUUUGCCAAAAGAGACUCUCGAACAACAAAAACGUUCCUGUGAAAUGGCUGCUUAUUUCACACAUUGUCAACUAGAAUCUGUUCACAGAAUCCUUACGUUGCGUACUGCAACUAACCUUUUCUUCAAAUUGAAGAACUUCAAGACAGCGGCAUCGUUGGCACGAAGGCUCCUGGAAUUAGGACCGCGUUCAGAAGUUGCUCAACAGACCAGAAAAAUUCUCCAAGCCAGUGAGAAGAACCCAGUUGACACACAUGCUCUCGAUUACGAUGAGCACAACCCAUUCACCAUUUGCGGGUACUCGUAUAAGCCCAUUUACCGAGGAAAGCCGACAGUCGAAUGUCCCUUCUGUCAAACUUCUUAUUUCCCGGAGCAUGCAGGAAAAGUCUGUCGAGUGUGCACCGUCUCCGAAAUCGGCAAAGAUUCACUAGGGCUGAAGAUAAGUCCUUUACAGUUCAAAUAAAGCCAUGGAUGGCCAGUAUAAAAUAAAAUAUGUUAAGUCAAAGUGGUAUUUUUCACAGAAGCAUCAUUGAGUGAAGGACUUAGUUAUUUGGAUGAAGAACUUUCUAUUACAGAUUUCAUUCUAUCUGAUACAUUGUGAUUCAGAUUUCUAUGUUUUUGUGUUUGUGUAUUUUAAUCAUCUUAUAUUUGUUAAGUAUUUAAAAUAAAGUUAUAAGAAGGUUGAA